This is a messenger RNA of Babjeviella inositovora NRRL Y-12698, 1658 nucleotides long. It is a transcript of the gene SAH1, whose product is annotated as adenosylhomocysteinase. The transcript has a single exon. The record is from RefSeq and is a predicted model, not a curated record. Gene Ontology annotation, molecular function: adenosylhomocysteinase activity. Gene Ontology annotation, cellular component: cytosol. Lineage: Eukaryota; Fungi; Ascomycota; Pichiomycetes; Serinales. Gene Ontology annotation, biological process: L-methionine cycle. The coding region runs from base 24 to 1358 and encodes 444 amino acids.
CCCCCCCUUUUAAACCACACUAAAUGUCUAACUUCAAAGUCGCCGAUAUCUCCUUAGCCGCCUUCGGCCGCAAGGACAUUGAAUUGUCCGAAAACGAAAUGCCAGGUUUGAUGGAAAUCCGUAGCAAGUACGGUCCAUCUCAGCCAUUGGCCGGUGCCAGAAUUGCCGGUUGUUUGCACAUGACUAUCCAGACCGCUGUCUUGAUCGAAACCUUGGUUGCCUUGGGUGCUGAAGUCACCUGGUCUUCCUGUAACAUUUUCUCCACCCAGGACCACGCCGCCGCCGCCAUUGCCGCUGCCGGUGUCCCAGUUUUUGCUUGGAAGGGUGAAACCGAAGAGGAAUACCUCUGGUGCCUUGAACAGCAGUUGUUCGCUUUCAAGGACAACAAGAAGUUGAACUUGAUCUUGGACGAUGGUGGUGACUUGACCGCUUUGGUCCACGAAAAGUACCCAGAAAUGUUGAAGGACUGUUUCGGUGUCUCUGAGGAGACCACCACCGGUGUCCACCACUUGUACAAGAUGAUGAAGAACGCCACCUUGAAGGUCCCAGCCAUUAAUGUUAACGACUGUGUCACCAAGUCCAAGUUUGACAACUUGUACGGUUGCCGUGAAUCCUUGAUCGAUGGUAUUAAGCGUGCCACCGACGUCAUGUUGGCUGGUAAGGUUGCUGUUGUUGCCGGGUUCGGUGAUGUCGGUAAGGGUUGUGCCAUGGCCUUGAGAGGUAUGGGUUCCCGUGUCAUUAUCACUGAAAUCGACCCUAUCAACGCCUUGCAGGCCGCGGUUGAGGGUUACGAAGUGAAGACCAUGGAAGAAGUUGCUUCCCAGGGUCAAAUCUUUGUCACCACCACCGGGUGUCGUGACAUCAUCACUGGUGAGCACUUCUCCCAGAUGCCAGAUGACGCUAUCGUCUGUAACAUUGGUCACUUCGACAUUGAAAUCGAUGUUGCGUGGUUGAAGUCUAACGCCAAGGAAUGUGUCAACAUCAAGCCACAGGUCGACCGUUUCUUGAUGGAAUCCGGUAGACACGUCAUCUUGUUGGCUGAAGGUAGAUUGGUCAACUUGGGCUGUGCCACUGGUCACUCCUCUUUCGUUAUGUCCUGUUCUUUCUCCAACCAGGUCUUGGCCCAGAUUGCCUUGUUUACCCAGGACAACACCUCUUUCCUCGAAGCUUUCCCAGCCUUCAAGAGAGAGAAGUUCUCCGUCGGUGUCCACUUGUUGCCAAAGUGUUUGGACGAAGAGGUUGCCAGAUGUCACUUGGCCAAGUUGGGGGUUAAGUUGACCACCUUGUCUAACGUCCAGUCCGAGUACUUGGGUAUCCCACAGGAGGGUCCAUACAAGGCUGAUAUCUACAGAUACUAAUCGUGUCGCUUUCUUAUCUUAAUGACAAGGAGCUGAUUUCCUAAGGGGGUGAGUUGUCUGUGUGUUUGCAUCAACUGCAUUUACAUUAUUGUUACGUCUAAGUAAUGUAUUCAUGUCUUGUUUAUUUUAUUUUAUUCUUUUUUUUUCUAUUGCCUCGCUCUCUUUCUCUUAUUGGGUUUGUUUUUCAUUUCAUUUUUCUUUGCAUGCUGAGUGUUCUGUUAGCCUUGGUAGCUACGGACUUCCAUGUGUGUAUAUAUAAUAGGGUUCCUCAACGGAUUAGAUAUAUAAUAUUUUUUUUCC